Messenger RNA from Amoebophrya sp. A120, 822 nucleotides. NCBI's taxonomy places the organism in Eukaryota, Dinophyceae, Syndiniales, Amoebophryaceae. The record is from the annotation of a GenBank genome assembly.
GAGAUGAACCAAACCAGUUCGAAGACUUCUUGGAAGCAAAUCUUCUUCGAGUGCGAUACUUUUGCACAGGAUAUGAUGCGCCUCCGCCUGUUUGACCGGCACUUGGAAACCCGAUAUGCAUUGCAAAUAUCGAUCUGGGUCUGGAAGGAUGCAAGGCGAAGGUUUCUCAUGCUUGUCUGCCACGACUGAAGAAUUUGUGAUGCGCCUCCAAGAAGACACCCGUUUGCUUGUCAUAGAUACAAAAACGCAGUUUGUCAUGCGAAAAACGCAACACUUACACUAAGCAGAGGAGAUACAACUUCUCAUGCGUGGCUGUCCAACAUUACAGAGCAUUCACUAGUCCCACCCCAGCAUUACAACUUUCCAGACCCAGACACAUUUUCAUUUGGACACCCGAAAGGAGAUCUUGAAAGCCCGCGCCGGGCAAGAAAAAAUCCAGAAGAAGCCCGCGCCGGUCCAGAUCCAGAAGAAGGAGGCGUCGCUCGGGUGGGCCUUGUUUAUCAUGCAGAAACUGCAAGGCAUGGAGCGCCUCUCUUGCAGGGAUGGCAAGCGAGGCCAACUGUCAGCCUGUUUGGGGUCUGCCUCUGCGAUAGAGCUACUAAACUAGCAUGACAAAAAAUGCCUGCUGUCCCUAGACAGCAUGACAAACUGGAUUUAGACGGCGCCGAAAUUUGUCAUGCACCGCUUAGAAAUUGGGCUUCCAACUGGGAUCGACUUUAUGCAUUACGAGUUAUUUCAACGUUGUCGAUUUCAAUCCUGACACCCCCAUACCAUGGAUUUGUGUUGUACACGGAGACGGACACGGAAUCGCACGACGAAAUC